AUGUGGACCUGGUUUCGGCUCUGCCUCCGCCUCCUGCACUGUGAGAUGGGACGUCGGGUCAGCCAGGGUUCUGGGCUCUGUUGCCUUCGCAGCUGGGCCCCCGCUCAGAGCCUCCAGGAGAUGGGCGUGGUCCCCGGGGCGGGACCAGAGGCCGAGGCGUCAGGGUGCACACACGUCUGGCUCCACGUGGAUGCCGUGUCCCGCCGGGCGGGGACGCAGACGUGGAGGUGUGCAGCCUGCCUCUUCCGGCAGCCCCGCCCGCCCAGAACGUCCCCGGCCAUGUCAGAAGGGCCCCCGACAGGUCCUCUUUGUGGCCACGCCGACCCUGCCGCAGCGGCCUGGCCCCACACAGCGCCUGAGCGGCGCCACUUUGAAAGGCAACUGAGAUGUUCCCUCAAGUAA
Rangifer tarandus platyrhynchus (Svalbard reindeer) is the source of this 402-nucleotide messenger RNA. NCBI's taxonomy places the organism in Eukaryota, Metazoa, Chordata, Mammalia, Artiodactyla, Cervidae. The record is from the annotation of a GenBank genome assembly.